Myzus persicae (green peach aphid) is the source of this 3134-nucleotide messenger RNA. Its product is annotated as piwi-like protein Siwi. NCBI's taxonomy places the organism in Eukaryota, Metazoa, Arthropoda, Insecta, Hemiptera, Aphididae. The transcript is spliced from 18 exons. Gene Ontology annotation, cellular component: P granule. The record is from RefSeq and is a predicted model, not a curated record. Gene Ontology annotation, biological process: regulatory ncRNA-mediated gene silencing. Bases 316 to 3111 code for a protein of 931 amino acids. Gene Ontology annotation, molecular function: protein binding; piRNA binding.
CCAGCCAUCGCAGGACAUGGUGAACUGAGAGCCUGUCAUUGCACUGUUAGCCUUGACACAGUCCAGAAUACAAAUGUCUUAACAUUUUAAUAUUAAUAUGAAUGUGUUUUUAUAGUGUGCAGUGUGUAUAAAUUGUAUUUUUACUGAUAUUCGGGCUGUUAAUAUAGACGUAAUAUUAGUAUAAUAUAUUAUAUAACGCGUUUUUUAAAUAAUAGGCGCGCUUUCGCUUUAUUAGUAAUUACAUAUCGUUACUAGUCAAACAAAAAAAAUAAAAAUUAUUGUUUUUAAACCUACAUCAAACGAACAAGAUUACCAAUGGAUCCUAAUCCAUCAAGACGUCCCAGAGGUAAGGCUCGCGGACAAUCACAAGGACCUCUUAAUCAAUCAGGGCAAACACAAGGACCUCCCCCUAAUCAAUCAGCACAACCACGAGGACCUUCUUCUAAUCAAUUAGGUCGACCACGAGGACCUCAACCAGCACAACCACGAGGACCUCCUCCUAAUCAAUUAGGUCGACCACGAGGACCUCAACCAGCACAACCACGAGGACCUCCUCCUAAUCAAUUAGGUCGACCACGAGGACCUCAACCAGCACAGGCACCACCAUCGCGGCCACAACCUAGAAAUAUGCCAGGCCAAUCUGGUCAACGGCAACAAUUUAGAUCUCCACCUGUCGAAGAAGUAACGAGUAGAAUAGGAAGCUUGAAAACAGGAGAUGCACCAAUGCCUACGGGCCGAGGAUUACAUCGUGUUCAUAAACCUACACCAGAGUACUUUAGGUUGGAGAGACCAGAAUCAUCAAAAUCCAGUGUUGGAAAACAAGGAGCAGGAGGACAACCUAUAAAUUUAAUAUCAAAUUAUUUUCCCAUAACAACUUAUACAGAUUGGAGUUUAUACCAGUAUCGAGUUGACUUUAACCCAGUGCAAGAUAGGAUAAACAUUCAAAGAGGAUUAUUGAGCGCACACAAAGAUGUUUUAGGAGCAUAUAUUUUUGAUGGAACAAUGUUGUUUAGUGGCCAAAAAUAUAAGCCAGACACUUUAGAGCUUUCAUCAAAAAGAAAUUUUGAUGACAAAAUAGUAAUAAUCACUAUAAAAUUUACUUCAAUAAUUGAAAAAGGUAAUCAUGCUUCUAUCCAAGUUUUUAAUUUAUUGUUACGUAGAAGCCUUAGAAACUUAGACCUAGCACUGGUUGGAAGAAAUUACUACGAUGAAAAAGCCAAAAUCAAUAUUCCACAACAUAAACUUCAACUUUGGCCAGGUUAUGAGACUACUAUUGGAAUGUAUGAUAGUGGUCUAUUAUUACGGUCCGAAAUUUCAACCAAAAUCAUGAGGGAGGAGACUGUUUUAGAUUUUUUGAAAGAACUUGCAAGUACUAGAUUCACAGACCCCCAAUGGAUGGAGAAAUUUAAAGCGGGCGUUAUAGGAAGUACAGUUCUAACCAGAUAUAAUAAUCAAACCUACAGAAUAGAUGAUAUAGAUGAAAAUUCUAAUACCCAAUCAACAUUUCGCAAGAAAGAUGGAUCAAGCAUAUCAUAUGUACAGUAUUACAAAGAAAGAUAUGGUAUACACCUUAGCAGUGCACGUCAGCCAAUGUUGGUAUCAAAGAAAAAAAAAUCUUUUAAAAUUGAAGGUGAUGAAUCCGAGCUGGUGUACUUAAUUCCUGAAUUAUGUACUAUGACUGGAAUAACUGAAAACAUGAGAAAGAAUUUUAAUCUCAUGAAGGAUUUGGCAGUCUAUACACGAGUAGGUCCCAGUAAAAAAAUCAGCCAGUAUAAUAAUUUCAUAAAUCGGAUUCUUACUACACCCAAGUCUGCAGAAUCACUAACACAGUGGAAUUUAACAUUGAGUAAUAACCUCGUUACAAUACCGGGUCGUGUAUUAGCACAAGAAAUACUUCAAUCAUAUGAAAAAAAAUAUCCAGCUGGUAUUGAUGCUGAUUGGACAAAAUACACGCGUUCAAUUCCCAUGUUUACUUGUGCUGAAAUACAACAUUGGGCAAUAGUAUGUCCAACAAACGUUAUUGGUCGAGUUAAACCAUUUAUCCAAAUGAUACUUGAUGUUUCAAGAAAUAUGGGCUUUAAUUUACCACCACCACAAAUAUAUGAUGUAGUUAAUCCAAAAGUUCAUGAAUAUUCAAUUACAUUUGAAAAAGUAAUAAGCGCAAUGAAUCCAUCAUUUAUUUUAUGCUUCGUUUCGACAACUCGUGGUGAUUACUACAGUGGCAUCAAAAGAAAACUAUGUAUUGAAAGAUCAGUUCCAUCUCAAGUAGUAUUGACCAAACAAAUAGAAAAGGCCAAUAUGUCAGUAUGUACCAAAAUUGCCAUUCAAAUUAAUUGUAAACUAGGUGGAGCGCCAUGGCGAGUUGUUAUCCCUGAAAAGGAUAUGAUGAUAGUUGGAUUCGACGUCUGCCACGACAAGCAAAAUAUAAAUAAAUCUUAUGGUGCAUUAGUAGCCACAAUGAAUGACAGCCAUACUGCUUACUUCAGCUGUGUUCAACCACAUGAAAGUGGACAGGAACUUUCAAGCUAUUUUGCAAUGAGCAUUGCUAAGGCUUUAAACAAAUAUAAAUCCAAAAAUAACAAACUUCCUAACAGCAUUAUUAUAUACAGAGAUGGUGUGGGAGAUGGACAGUUAUCAUAUGUCCAUGGAACUGAAGUUGAUAUGGUAAAGAAAACUUGUAAAGAUUUCUACGGGGGAAAAAAAAUUGGCUUGGCAUUUGUAAUUGUUAAGAAACGAAUCAGUUCAAGAUUUUUUUGUAAAGAUUCAAAAUUUUAUCAAAAUCCACCCCCUGGAACAGUGAUUGAUAGUGUUGUCACUGACCCAAGUAUGUACGAUUUCUUCCUGAUCUCUCAACAUGUAAACACGGGUACAGUUACGCCAACUCACUAUAAUGUAAUUACGGAUAGUCUCAGUGAAACUACUAAAAACAAGAUUACACCCUCAAUUAUGCAACAACUUACCUAUAAGUUGACUCAUAUGUACUAUAAUUGGUCGGGUACAGUGAGGGUUCCAGCUCCAUGUCAACUAGCACACAAACUAGCAUUUUUGACUGCACAGUCACUCCAAAAACCUGCAAGUCCCGGCUUGGAAGAUUUACUGUACUUUUUAUAAGUUUUUUCUGAUCACUUGAACCA